AUGCCGAGUCAUGCUGGUCUCUUCACUGCCUUCACCGGCUGCGUUCUGGCCAUCGAUAACGACAAUCGUCUGACUCUCCACCCGAAAGACCAUCAGCCUGGCCUGAGGGAUAAGCUCCGAGCUAAUGGAGAGUUCUGGCUCUGUCGCGAUGAUGGACUGAUUGGGAAGUUCGGAAACCCAGACAAGGUCGUCUUUCUGUAUGAUAACCAGGAGUAUAAUAUCUGGAUUGAGACACGUGGUUUCAGCGAUGGCGCACUGGAGUACGGGCUUAUCCCCAUCAUUCCUGGCGGAGACUACAGUAAUUCCUUCUUGGCUGUUAACGACCAGACCGGGCGGUUAGAAAUUGUCAAGCAGUGGAGACAGGAAGCGAAAUUUCGUUGUGUUGAGUAA
Messenger RNA from Aspergillus welwitschiae, 390 nucleotides. RefSeq lists its product as uncharacterized. The transcript is spliced from 4 exons. The coding region runs from base 1 to 390 and encodes 129 amino acids. The record is from RefSeq and is a predicted model, not a curated record. Lineage: Eukaryota; Fungi; Ascomycota; Eurotiomycetes; Eurotiales; Aspergillaceae.